Anas platyrhynchos (mallard) is the source of this 891-nucleotide messenger RNA. Lineage: Eukaryota; Metazoa; Chordata; Aves; Anseriformes; Anatidae. The record is from RefSeq and is a predicted model, not a curated record.
AUGUAUGAUUUGACUUACUCAGACAUAGUGAUCAUAUCCCUGGCUGAGGAUGUUUUGCUGGAAAGCAGCUUUGCAGAGAGGGCCCUUGGAGUCCAGGUGCAACACGCAAGUAAACAGAUUGCUGCCGAUAAGCAGUACAAAGGCAUCAUCGAUUGCGUAGUGCGUAUUCCAAAGGAGCAAGGAGUGCUGUCCUUCUGGCGAGGGAAUUUGGCGAAUGUCAUCAGAUACUUCCCAACUCAAGCUCUCAACUUCGCCUUCAAGGAUAAGUAUAAGCAGGUGUUCCUGGGAGGAGUAGACCAGCACACUCAUGUCUGGAGGUAUUUUGCUGGUAACCUGGCCUCUGGUGGUGCAGCUGGAGCCACUUCCCUCUGCUUUGUCUACCCCUUGGAUUUUGCAAGAACCCCUGCUUGGCAGCUGAUGUUUGGAAAAGCUGGUGCAGGACGAGAAUUCUCUGGUCUAGGGGGACUGUCUAGUCAAAAAUCACCAAGUCUGAUGGUCUGCGUGGCUUGUACCAAGGGUUCAAUGUCUCUGUCCAGGGCAUCAUCAUCUAUAGAGCUGCCUACUUUGGAAUCUACGAUCCAGCAAAACUUACGCAUGCUGCCAGAUCCCAGAAAUACUCACAUUGUUAUCAGCUGGAUGAUUGCACAGACAGUGACAGCUGUGGCUGGUGUGGUUUCCUAUCCUUUCGAUACUGUGCGGCGUAGGAUGAUGAUGCAGUCGGGACGCAAAGGAGCUGAUAUCAUGUACUCUGGAACGAUUGACUGCUGGCGGAAGAUUGCAAGGGAUGAGGGAGGAAAGGCGUUCUUCAAGGGUGCAUGGUCUAAUGUUCUCCGAGGCAUGGGGGGAGCUUUCGUGCUUGUGCUGUAUGACGAAUUCAAGAAAGUCAUUUAA